Camelina sativa (false flax) is the source of this 2049-nucleotide messenger RNA. Its product is annotated as protein ANTI-SILENCING 1-like. Gene Ontology annotation, molecular function: chromatin binding; RNA binding. The record is from RefSeq and is a predicted model, not a curated record. NCBI's taxonomy places the organism in Eukaryota, Viridiplantae, Streptophyta, Magnoliopsida, Brassicales, Brassicaceae.
GUCCUUGUUAGGAAUAAUUUUAGCCAUGUGCUUGCAUAGUUUCCUUUGAGGACCCCUUAGGUCCGAAACUCUAAGAGGAUUCAUGAUGAACGUAUCCAUGAUUAAUUUACACUCUCUUGUAUUACGUUGGUUGUAUCUUAUUUUGUUUAUCGUCUUCUUCUCUCUAAUUUCUACAGUUUGGGAAUAUAUAUCUCAGCAGGAUAACUACUCUAUGUUGCAACUGAAUGGUGCUGGUGCAGAAGAUGACCCUGUUUUUAAGUGGGGUGCUAGGAGAGGAGUUGCACGGAAAGAUAGUAAUGUCCAGUUCUAUGAAUCAUUUACCUAUGAGGGCAUCGAGUACCGGCUUUUCGACUGUGCUUAUUUUUAUGUACAUGGUCAAUGUGAGACUUCAAUCGGGAAGCUUGUCAACAUGUACGAGACAUCAGCAGGUGAGAAGAAAGUUAAGGUCAUUUGGUUUUUUCGACCUAUUGACAUCCAUCGCUUCUUGGGAAAGUAUGAGCCAAAAUGGAAUGAGUUGUUUCUGGCUUGUGGUGAUGAGAUAGGGGUUUCCAAUAUCAAUGAUGUGGAGACGAUCUUGGGAAAAUGCAAAAUUAAAUGCAUAUCAGAGGACCGCAGAAACCCACAACCAGAAAGCAGUGACCUGAGGAGAGCUAAGUAUGUCUUCUCCCACACCUUCGAUACGAGGCUGAAAAUUUUAUCAAACGUCUUUGCAGAUGCAAUAGCUGGAAUUGGAGUGGAGAAAUUCUUUAACAGGAUAAGAGAUAAACAGCCUGUAAAGCGCCUAAACUCAAGCGCAGCUACCAGUUCCAGGGCUUCUCCAGUGAAGUCUAUUCAUCCAGAUUUGGGAUCAACAAAGUUAGGAAAAGAAGACAACAGAGAUGGAAAGCUGACGAGUAGAACAAGCUCGGGAAGGAGAGUCUCUUUUCUAGACGAACGCGCUGAUCAUGUACAUGCGAAGAAGAACCCUCAUGUCAAUACUGAUACCAGAUCUAGAGGUCCGAUAACCAAAACCAGAGCAUUUGGAGAGUUACAUGCUUCAGGUUCAUCAGUCGAUGCUAUGGCUUCUAAAAAGAGGAAGCGUAUACUCAACAGGCCAGAAACAGAUGAUUGUGAUGAUUCAGGCCCCCAACUAGGAGAGAAGAAAUUCAUUAAAAAACCUCCUCUUGUAGAAAAAGCUCCAAAUCAGAACAUCAAGAAAAGCAGCUGGUACAAGAAACUGCCUUUUGAGGAAGAACUAAAGGCGGCUAUAGAGGAAAGUAGGGUGCUCUUAAUUGAGAACCUGGAACCAUCAUACACAUCGCUGGAGGUAGAGGAACUUUGUUGGCAAGCUUUCAAUGAAGGAGUUGAUGCUAAGAUGAUCCCUUCUAGUCUCAUGUCUAGCUCACAUCAAGGCAGGGCUCUUGUGAUUUUUGGAACGACAAAGGCAGCUGAUUCUGCCUUGUCACGGUUAACUGAAGAGUGUCUGAUGUUACUUGGCCAAACAGCUCUAGUGGGUAGCAGAAAUUUCCCAGUAGAAAUUGGAAAAUGUAGAAGUUUUACUGGCCAUUUUAGCAUGUUGGAUAGAUCUAUGAUGACAACUCAGAAGAGAAAGGCCGUCUCAACAUCACACUGCACGCAGCCCAACCACGCUGUAGACUCUAUGGCCUAUGAGUGGCUCGCUCUACAGGCAAAGUCAGAAUUGACGUGGAAGAAGUUAGCCGAGAUACAAGCCAAGGAGAUUGACAUCCUCAAGCGCAUAAACCAACAAUGAACCAAAGGAAAGGAACAAAGUGCAAAAAAACCCUUCUCUUAACAACAAUACAAAAGAACACUCGUCGGUUUUGGUUUAGUUUUUGGGAUCUAGCUGAUGUAAACCCAUUGUGUCAUUUAGGUGGCAACUAGGCAGUAACCUUAUACACUCACCUAGCAGGUUGAUGCUAAUAUUUUGGUAGGGGUACAUAGAGAAAACUACUUUGACAGGUUUUGAUGUCAUAAAGUCUAAGGUUAUGUUGCUUCUAAAAAACAAUACGAUGGGUUAUGCAUCUUUGCAAAGAUUUAGUUACCAGUCAA